AUACAUUUUAGUUGCUUUUGGACAUUGGAGUCUUUCAGUCAUCAGUCCAGUUGUGACAACUUAGUUCACCAUGGUCAACGAAAAUCGGGCACGGAUUCGUUCCCUCUUCAUUGUCCACACGGCAAUGUUAAUUCUAACCCUGGGAAGUAGUAUUAUUUACACCGGGCUCUAUCCCUACCUCGAACUGCUGGACCCAAAUGUGAAACUGGACGAGUAUGGGUUCGUGGUGGCGGCGGAUGCAUUUGCUCAGAUGAUUUUCUCACCACUCUUUGGGAUAAUGGCAGACAAGAUGGGUCAAAUUAGGGUAGUGGCCAUCAUUUGCGCGGCCACCUUCUUUGGAGGCAAUGUCUUUUUCUGCCUGGUACCUCUUAUUCCCCGAGAAAUUGGAAGCUUGCCCAAACCCAGAGUUUGGGCUCUCUUGGUGGCCAGAUUUAUCGUCGGAAUUGGAACAGCUAUUAAUGCGGCAGCUCGGGCUUAUGUCUCUAAGGUUACCACCCUCUCAGAGAGAACUACUCAUGUGGCCUUGUUGUCCUUGUUCCAAACCUUGGGAUUCAUCAUCGGCCCAGCACUCCAAUCAGCUUUGACCCCUAUCGGGGAAAAAGAAAUCGGCGAUGGCUCGCAAUUUGUCUUCGACAUGUACACGGCCACGGGAUGGGUGAGUGCAGCGAAUGGAAUCUUGGCUCUUAUCCUAUUUAUGCCCGGAAUCUUUGUCGAGUUCUUUGAGGCUCCGGCAGAGACCGACACCGUCGAAUUGGUGGAGGAUGAGCCCGAUGAAACACAGGAUGUACCCAAACCUCUUCCUAAGGCUCUUCAAGAAAUGAAGAAAAAACCUGCCGAGCUUUUGAAACAAUUUUCACAGAUUUCUUUAGUUGAUGCACAGAGAUUGGUGGUUGAUACUCCCGAAUCGGAGAUUGAAGAGCCCAAGAAGAAAGUCGAUAUCCUGUCCGCGGUUGUUUCCACGUGGGGAUUCUUCUCGUUCUAUUGCAGUUUUGUGCUUUUGGAAACAUUGGUCACUCCUAUGGCAAUUGACCAAUUCGGCUGGAGUAAGGAAGACACUAUUCUGUAUAUUGGUAUCUCCAUGGCUGCUGGAGGAGUGUUGGCUGCCUUCUGCUUUGCGGCCAUUGGACCUUUGUCGAAGCGGUUUGACGAGAGACUGAUUCUGAUUAUUCUUGGCAUCAUUCCCAUGAUUGUGGGACGAUUAGUCAUGAUGCCAAUAGGUUCCAAAAUGCCCCCACUUCGUGGAAACCUCACUAUAUGCGAUAACUAUGACCCAAGCAUGAAUUUGACUUCAAUGAUUGGUUCGGAAAAUCGUGCCGGACCAUCCGAUGAGGUGGGAUGCCCUUAUUGUUGGUGUCUGGAUAUUCCGCAGAUGUCCGUUCUUCAGUUCAUGAUUGGAUUUGCUAUCGUUGUCAUUGGGUAUCCGUUCUGCAUCGCCAUUUCUGGAUCCCUCUUUAGUAAAAUUGUGGGCAAGCAUGCUCAGGGAUUCUGGAUGGGAUUAUUGACAAUGGCUGGCAGUUGUGCCCGAGUGGUGGGUCCGAUUCUAUUCACGUGGCUCUAUGAACAAUUUGGUAUCUAUAUUACCUUCUCGAUUAUCGCUGCCACACUUGUCGUUUCUCUUGUCAUGUACAUUGUUACGUACAAACGUUUCAAGAUUUAGUUGCAAGCGAUCUCUGAAAAUAGAUCUCAAGAUUCCUGCCUCUUUUUCCACUCUGAGAACCAUGUGAAAUAUAAGAAUAUUUGGGUGAGCUGA
Molecule: messenger RNA, 1750 nt
Organism: Tigriopus californicus
Lineage: Eukaryota; Metazoa; Arthropoda; Copepoda; Harpacticoida; Harpacticidae
Product: major facilitator superfamily domain-containing protein 8-like
Exons: 8
Coding region: 71-1657 (528 amino acids)
Biological process (GO): transmembrane transport
Cellular component (GO): lysosomal membrane
Molecular function (GO): transmembrane transporter activity
Source: RefSeq, a predicted model, not a curated record